CUGCCCUCCGGGCACACACACAGUUAAUCCUCGCGGCUGCUGUUUGGAUAAAAUGCGCUGGGAGCGUUCGCGGCUCCGCGGCCACUCACAUCUGGCCGGGGUUUGCUCUUGACGCGUCUGUCCUGCUUGCUUCAGCUCUUCCUCUACUUUCGAGAAACCGCGUUUCCGCUUCUGGUCAAAGAGACCUUGGAGCAGGGGAGAUCCAGGUGCCGGCGGCAAGGGCCGGCUGUUGCCCCCGCCCACGCCCCCCCUUUCUGAGCUCUUCCCUUCUGCCUGCUCUCCGGCGGCGGCCCGUCUGGUCGUCCCCCGACCUGGCCGGGACGAGGCUGCCCCGCUGGGAGAUGCUGUAAGAGAGGCUGUGGGAGGACGCGGGCGCCCCGCUCCUGGACGCUGGUGGCUGGAGCAGGGCUCGCCAGGAAGAUGGGCUCCCGUGGGCUGGGACUCACGCUGACAUGCUGUCUGCUGCUGGCCUUCGCCGGCGGCCCGGUGCUGGGCCGUGCGCCCUGGGGGCAGGAGGGGACCGAGGAGCCGCCGCUGGACCGCACUGAGAGGGCUGAAGAAAAGCGUGAGACGUACAGCCCCCUUCAGGGCGAGGAGCCCCCUGCUUCCCGGUGCUUCCGCUGCUGUGACCCUGGCACUCCCGUGUACCAGGCCAUCCCGGUGCCACAGAUCAACAUCACCAUACUGAAAGGUGAGAAGGGCGACCGCGGCGACCGGGGCCUGCAGGGCAAGUACGGCAAAACAGGCUCGGCAGGCGCCAGGGGCCACACGGGACCCAAGGGGCAAAAGGGGUCCAUGGGGGCCCCCGGGGACCGGUGCAAGAACCACUACGCCGCCUUCUCGGUGGGCCGGAAGAAGCCGCUGCACAGCAACGACUACUACCAGACGGUGAUCUUCGACACGGAGUUCGUGAACCUCUACGGCCACUUCAACAUGUUCACCGGGAAGUUCUACUGCUACGUGCCCGGCGUCUACUUCUUCAGCCUCAACGUGCACACCUGGAACCAGAAGGAGACGUACCUGCACAUCAUGAAGAACGCGGAGGAGGUGGUGAUCCUGUACGCGCAGGUGAGCGACCGCAGCAUCAUGCAGAGCCAGAGCCUGAUGCUGGAGCUGCGGGACCAGGACGAGGUGUGGGUGCGCCUCUUCAAGGGCGAGCGCGAGAACGCCAUCUUCAGCGACGAGUUCGACACCUACAUCACCUUCAGCGGCUACCUGGUCAAGCCCGCCACCGAGCCCUAGCCGCCCGCGCCCUCCUGCCCCGCCGCCUCCCCCCCGCCCCCGCCCGCCUGGUGCCCCCCCGCGGUCCAGCACCUGCCAACCCUGGGCCGCCCCUGCCCCGGCCAGUCUUCCUGCCCCCCCCACAUCCCCAGCUUUGGCGUCGACACGACACCCUCGCAGGCGUGGGAGGCCACAUCGACCCUGUGGUCACCGGCCUCCCGUGACUGCAGAAGAACUCAGUCGGUGGGGCUCGCGGGAGCCCCUCUCUGUGUGCGUGUCCUUGAGUGACCCUUCACCCCGCAUGCGCCAGGGUGUCCCAGAAGAAACCACCCUUGCUCCUGUUGUGGAAUAUUCCAGAGGUUGUGAAGGGAGCGAAGUAAGCCACGGAAAAGAAGUGAGGCAUAUUGUUAUGUUUGCCUUUCCGCCAGCCCCACUGGCUCCAGGAGGGCUGCAGCCGCUCGAGGCUGCAGGAGACUCCUUGGAAGAGAAGCUCUAAAGUGGAUGCCGAAGGUGACAGGGGAAGGGGGCCGGGGUGGCGUGGGGGAGGGGACCAGGAAAUCACAUCUGGCUUAAUAUUUCAGGCCAUGGAUGAACCUUCUGGGGGGACGGCUGGCUGACAUCCAUGUCCUGGGGACAUCCCCAUGGCCUUGAACGAGGGCUCAGCCAGUCUUUUGAGCCACGACAGUGAGGGGGUUUGGGCUGGGCAGCAAGUGUCACUCCCCAGAGGGACAGCCAAGCCCUCGGCUGUGGUCUCUGGGUUGGGAGAAGCACCCUGCUUGAUGGAACCUUGAGGCUCCUGGCAGCAGCUGGGGACCCCAGGGGCCCCAGACCUAAGGCAGUUCUGUGAGGAGCAAAGCUCAGUCCAGCCAAGCAGAGGCGUGCCUCCUGGCAAGGCCCUGGUCCUGCCCCCCCUUGGCCCUGGUCCUGCCCACCCCGAUGGCCCUGCUCCUGCCCCCCAUGGUGCUGCUUCAUUCCCUUCGUGUCCUGGGCAGGGGCUCCCCACCUGUCACCCUGGCCCUGGCUUUCUGUCCCUCCUCGCAGGCGGAUCAGCCGUGGAAGGCACCAGUGCCUCUGAUUUGUAGCAGUGUCAUGGUUGUAGAACGUUUUCUAGAAAACCUGGCACACCAUCUCAGAGUUACACUUCCCAGAGGGAAGGCCCCCAGUACCCCUACGCCGGGGGCCUCUCUGACAGGCAGCCUCAGACGAUGCAGGAGGGGCCUUUCCAGAGCAGGGGAGGGCUGGAAGGGCCCCCCCCGCCUGUCCCUGGAGCUCCAGUGUGGCUCAGCCUCCGCGAGAGGAGAGAGGGCGUGUUGUAACCACUGAGGUCAGAAGCCCCACUCUGAGGGGGCCAUGGGGCACCCGGAGCGGGGCGCUGCCUGGACCGGUGCUCUGGCCUGGCGGCCCUUCCCCACCUCUCUCUGCUGACGCCCAGGGCCCUCAGCCCUGCAGAAGGCUCCCUUCCCGCUGGUCAGACCUGUGAGCCCUGGUCUUGACCGAGCCCUCCGCCUGCUCUGGGCCUGGUCACGGGGUCUGGAGUCUGCACAUCCCUUACUCUGAAGGACUUCUGCUGGUCAGACUUUACAAACUGUGUUUCCGAGGGUGAGCUGGUGAGCAGGGCGCCCACCGCUGCUUUGUGCUGCCCCCACGCUUUUUCAGAAAACAUUAAACUUGGACUUGUGUGUUUCAGCA
This is a messenger RNA of Sus scrofa (pig), 2910 nucleotides long. RefSeq names its product C1q and TNF related 1 (gene C1QTNF1). The record is from RefSeq and is a predicted model, not a curated record. Gene Ontology annotation, molecular function: protein binding. NCBI's taxonomy places the organism in Eukaryota, Metazoa, Chordata, Mammalia, Artiodactyla, Suidae.